This is a messenger RNA of Trichomonas vaginalis G3, 3021 nucleotides long. Its product is annotated as armadillo (ARM) repeat-containing protein family. NCBI's taxonomy places the organism in Eukaryota, Parabasalia, Trichomonadida, Trichomonadidae. The record is from RefSeq and is a predicted model, not a curated record. The coding region runs from base 1 to 3021 and encodes 1006 amino acids. The transcript has a single exon. Gene Ontology annotation, molecular function: calcium ion binding.
AUGUUUGAUCAAGAUGAUGAUGACAAACUCGAUCCACAAGAAGUUGAAAAGAUCAUCAGAGAACUAAUGGACCCUGUUGCAGGCCAAAAACCAGAAAAUGUCAUGGCAAUGGAAAAAUUAUUUCAACAUCCAGAUUUUCCUGAUACACUAAAGAGCAUAAUAAUGAAAACAUCAAGUCCAGCAAUACUUCAAAUGGGCAUUUUAUUACUUGAAAGAUCAUUUAAAUCAAAUUGGAAGAAAUUUUCAUUAAAUAGAAAGAAAAUUUUUAUGAAAUUCUUUAUAGAUAUGCUCAAAAACGAGGUAGUAAUAGAAAACAGAUCGUUCUACUUAAUAUGUAAAUCAAUUGGUAGCAUUGUUCAAAGAACAAAAACUAUAUAUCCAGAAUUAAUGAAAUUUUUAUUCGAAUUACCACAAGAUUUCAACACACAACCAGAAUUCAUCGCUAGACUUCUUUGUUUAAACGAAUGCAUUCCAUUUUUAGAAAAACAACAAUUUUUUGCAAAUCUUAAUACAAUUUUAUCAAUUUUAUAUUACGGUAUGGAAAUAGAAGAUGGAAUUAUAACACUUGUCACUUUUCUAAAGAAAAUUUUACAAAUUCACGGAGAUAUUGAAAAUAUUAUCCUUCAAAAUCAACAAUUAGCUGAAGAAAUCAAUGGAUAUGAACAAACAGAAGAAACAGAAGCCAAACUACAAGAAAUUUCAACAAUAAUUACUAAUGAAUCCUCAAAUCUUGAAAUUAUUCAAAAUUCUCUUCAAAGUGACAUGUUUCUUCAAACUUGCCAACGAACUGGUGAUGCACAAAACUAUGUCUACAAUUCUACAACAUGUUUAUCUUAUUUUGAAGCAAAAAUGUUAAUAUCAAAAAUUCUUCAAGUUUCGGAACCGAUUCAAGACGCGAUUUCAGCUGCAUCAUCACAAGACAUGGAUAUAUCACAACAAUACGAAGCUUUCGGAGUAAUUAUUUCAUAUCUUCAAGACCAAAAUUUGUUACAAGAAAUAUUAAAUUAUAUUUACACGAAUAUCCCUGAAAUUGAAGUAUUUGAAGACAUAUAUUCAUUACCUUUCAUCGAAGAAGCACUAAAAUCAUUCCAACACGCUUUAGUUGCCUCAUUUUUGACAAAUUUAAUUCAAAUUUGUUUACAAAACCCCCAAGAAAGCAUCGUUUUGUGUCUUAUGAGUUUCACAGAGCUUGUUACUAAUGCUCCCGAAGUAUUCACUAAAGAAUUGACUGAUUUAGUUGACAAAUCAGUUGAAAUUGCAUUUUCUUAUGGUGAAAUGACGAAUUCCAAGUUAUAUAAACUGAUACAAGCAGUAUAUGAUCAAGAUCAAUCGAGUUUGAAGAGUAUUUUGAUAAAAUACUUAGAUAAUUUAAUAAAUUCUUUUAAUUCGGACAAAAGUCAAGAUACAUUGCUUGCAAUUAGUACAUUAUUGAACUAUAACUUGCAGAUUAAAGAAGAAUCACAACCAUUGAUCUGGGAAAUGAGACAUUCCAUUGAUAAUUUCACACAAGAAAUUUAUUUAGAUAUUUUGAAAAAAACAAUAGAAAAAAGAGAAAAAAUUGAAACUUCUUUUGCAAAUGACAUAUUGUUAUAUGUUUCUCCUGCAUUUGAAGAGUCAGAAACAUUAGCAGGAUCAGCACUUCUUGUUUGUGCAUCAAUUCUUCGCAAAGAAGAAAAAGUUGAAGAAAUAAUUCAAAAUUGUGUUCCAAUUCUUCAUCAAUUGUUUUCUGUUGAAGAUGAAACGAGGCCUGUACAAGAUGCACUUACUUUUAUUGCUACUGCUUGUGAGAUAAUGCGUGAAAACGCAACAUUUGUAACAGAUUUCUUUGAAAACAUACAAAAUAUUUUGGAAUCAUCAAAUGUUUCCAGUGAAUUAUAUAAUGAAGCUGUUCGUACAGCAUGUUUUACAAUUCGUUAUUGUGGCAAUGAAGAUGUUGUUUCUUUGGUUUUUGAUAUUCUUGAUAAGCAAUUAUCAUCUAAUUCUGAUUCUAUGUUAAUUGAUUCUCUUUUGAACAUCAAACUUAUUACUAAAUUCAUUGAAGAAGAUUCAGCAAUUAUAUUAUAUAAUAAAAUAUCAUCGCAUGCAAGAGAAACAACAUCUGUUGAAAUCCUUACUCGUUGUUUCGAUUCUUUAUCUAGAUUUGCAAAGUUUUUCGGUUCAUCUGUUGUUGAUGAUUGUUUUGAAUUAUUUGAACUUUUUAUUCAUGGAAAACUUCCUGCUUCUUCAUCUACAUUCGAAUCAUUUUGUGAUUUCGACAUGGAACUUCUUGAUUCAUUCACUGAAUUUUGUUAUCGUGUUGUUAGUAUCAACAGCGAUGUUGCAGAACAAAUCUGUAGUGAAUACAUUCAUCUUUCAGAACGCCAUAAUGAAACAUAUUCAAUGAUGAUCACACGUGUAUUUACAGGAUCCCUUGAAUCAGAAACAUGCACAGAAAACAUUGUUCAUACUUAUUUAGAUAUCAUUGGUGACAUCAUUGAAAGUUCUACACCAAAUCUUUCACAACAAGAGAUUGUUUAUGCAUUGAAUUUAAUUUUAAACAAGUUCCCAGGUAAUGUUUCAUUAGUUACAUCGCAUUUAGAUUUAUAUCUUCGCUGGUGGCACUUUGUUCUUGAAAACAAGUCAUCGUAUAUUAAUUUGGCAUCUAAUUUAGCAUCAUUAUUCUUAACAGUUGCAUCAACCGAAGAAAACUUUCCACUUGAUGUUUUAGAUCAAUCUCUUCUCUUCUUCCCUCCAUCAGAUACAACGGAGUGCAGACGAAUGUCUAUUUCUCUUUUGAACAUCAUCACACGCGGUGAAAUUCCAGCACAGAUCCAAGUCUCUCUGUCUCGCUGCUUAAGUUUGUUGUUCACGAUGCCACAGACAGAAUUCAGGAAACUUAAACUUGACCAAGACUUGAUAAAUACAUUAGUUUCUGUUCUUAAACAAUUAGUUACUAAAGAAAGUAAUCUUAAUUCAGCCCUUGAUUCAGUGAAAGGCUCUGAUGUUAUGACAAACAAACUAUAUAACAUUAUUAAUUCUUAA